Wallemia ichthyophaga EXF-994 is the source of this 456-nucleotide messenger RNA. Its product is annotated as Small COPII coat GTPase SAR1. Gene Ontology annotation, molecular function: GTPase activity; GTP binding. Gene Ontology annotation, cellular component: endoplasmic reticulum exit site; COPII vesicle coat. The transcript has a single exon. Gene Ontology annotation, biological process: membrane organization; intracellular protein transport; vesicle organization. The coding region runs from base 1 to 456 and encodes 151 amino acids. The record is from RefSeq and is a predicted model, not a curated record. Lineage: Eukaryota; Fungi; Basidiomycota; Wallemiomycetes; Wallemiales; Wallemiaceae.
AUGCUUAAGAACGACAGACUGGCAACACUCCAGCCGACUUUGCACCCAACCUCGGAAGAACUCGCUAUUGGCGCUGUUAAAUUCACCACUUACGAUCUAGGCGGUCACCAACAAGCGAGAAGACUGUGGAAGGACUACUUCCCUGAAGUUGACGGCGUUGUCUUCCUAGUCGACAGUCAAGACGUGGAGAGAAUGAACGAGACUAGAAUAGAGCUCGACGCUCUGCUCUCCAUCGAGGAACUCUCUAGGGUUCCUUUCCUCGUUCUCGGUAACAAGAUUGACGCUCCUGGCGCUGUCUCUGAAGAAGAACUCCGUCAGUCUCUCGGUCUCUGGCAAACUACCGGCAAGGGCAAGGUACCCCUUAAAGACAUUCGUCCUAUUGAAGUCUUCAUGUGCUCCGUCGUUAUGCGUCAAGGCUACGGUGAAGGCUUCAGAUGGAUCUCGCAAUACAUGUAA